GCAGGCAGCCACCCCGGCCUGUGUCCCUAUAAAUGAGCGGCGGUGAACCGGCGGAUGUACGCAGCGUGCUUGGGGCGGGUUCGUGGACUUUUGCCUGCCUUUACUUCGUGGUUUUACUUUCUCACACGGAAAACUGCAGAUCACCAGUGAUGGCCAACAUCAGCAGCUCAAACACAGUUUUUGCCUUGGAGCUGCUCCGCACUCUGAGCCAAGCAAAUCCUUCCGGCAACAUCUUUGUCUCACCGCUGAGCAUCAGCUCAGCCCUGGCGAUGGUCUACCUGGGAGCUAAAGGAGACACUGCUGCUCAGAUGGCACAGGCCCUCUCAUUCAGCUUGGAUACAGACGUUCAUGCAGACUUCCAGACACUUAACGCUGACAUCAACUCCCCAUCUGCAUCAUACAUCCUGAAACUAGCCAACCGUCUUUAUGGAGAAAAUACUGCCAACUUCCUCCCAACCUUCCUUGAUGCCACACAGAAGCACUACCAGGCAGACCUGAAGGCUGUUGAUUUCAUCGGGGCUUCAGAGGCGUGCAGAGCCGAGAUCAACAGCUGGGUCGAGCAGCAGACAGAAAAUAAGAUAAAGGACCUUCUAAAGCCAGGAUCAGUCAGCCCAAUGACAAGAUUGGCUCUGGUCAAUGCCAUUUACUUCAAGGGAAACUGGAUGAACCGGUUUGAUGAGGCAAACACCCAAGAGAUGCACUUCAAAGUCAACCAGAAUGAGACCAGGCCAGUCCAGAUGAUGUAUCAGGUGAAGAAGCUACCCUACAACUUCAUCCCUGACCAUGGCCUGCAGAUCCUGGAGCUGCCCUAUGUGGAUGAUGAGCUCAGCAUGUUCAUUCUGCUACCUGAGGAGUCUGAAGAUGGCUCUGACCCUCUGCUGAAGCUGGAGAAUGAGCUAACCCAGGAGAGGCUGGACGAAUGGACCAACAGGGAAAGCAUGGACAUUCACACAGAAAUCGUUGUUCACCUGCCAAAGUUCAAGCUGGAGGAAGACUAUGAGCUGAAUGAGCCUCUGGCUAAACUGGGCAUGACAGACGUGUUCUGUGGGGCAAAGGCUGAUCUCUCAGGCAUGAAUGGCCAAGCAGGACUCUUCCUGUCUACCGUGGCCCACAAGGCCUUUGUGGAGGUGAAUGAGGAGGGCACAGAGGCAGCUGCAGCCACAGCUGGCAUGGUAGCGUUUUGCAUGUUGAGGGAGGAACACUUCAAAGCAGAUCACCCGUUCAUCUUCUUCAUCAGACAUAACAAGACCAAGUCCAUCCUCUUCCUUGGCAGGUUCUCUUCUCCUCAGUAGACAGAACCAACAGAGGGAAAUGGUGGACUAUUUCAAAUAUUA
Stegastes partitus (bicolor damselfish) is the source of this 1334-nucleotide messenger RNA. It is a transcript of the gene serpinb1, whose product is annotated as serpin peptidase inhibitor, clade B (ovalbumin), member 1. NCBI's taxonomy places the organism in Eukaryota, Metazoa, Chordata, Actinopteri, Pomacentridae. The coding region runs from base 33 to 1292 and encodes 419 amino acids. Gene Ontology annotation, biological process: negative regulation of endopeptidase activity. The transcript is spliced from 7 exons. The record is from RefSeq and is a predicted model, not a curated record. Gene Ontology annotation, molecular function: serine-type endopeptidase inhibitor activity.